CAGAAGUGCAAUUCCUCUUGUGAUACCACACGGCAGCAUCGUUUAUUCAACCUUCCCAUGCAGUGCUGCUCACAGCACUGAGAGCUUUCCGAGGACCAUCAAGUGCAAAGAAGCCUCUCUCAGAACAUCCAUAGGGGACAGUGGCAGAAGUUCUUGAGCAGAUCUCUGCUCAUUGGAAUGACUUUGAUGAGGUCUGACAACACCAGCUUCCCCUUAAUCUGGCUCCCAGGAGAACAUCAGAAAUACAACGACCAUCGUGCUAGCCUACAUACUGCCUGAGGAUGAUGGUUGUUGCAUCCUGAGUGCGCCAGGUUGAAGGGAAGCUGACUAAUAUAAAGGGGGAAGUGUACACCAGUUCACUGAAGGUCAGCAAAGAACUUUGCGUAAGAGGUUUUUUUCCCCACUAGAAAAGUCCAUCAGUGGAACUGCCCAUGUCUAGUGGACACUGAUAAGAAGUGAUGUGAUUCCUGGGAAAGGUACUGCAAUCAUGAUUUUCAGAAGCAUAAACAGUCUUCCCUGGACAGCCCUUUCUGGGAGAUACUGAGAAGGCAAUACUCAAGACAGCUGGACUGAAAAGCAGAAGCAGCAUUCGCAUCGCCAUGAGGCAGGAAGAGCAGUAUCCCAAUGACACAGUGCUAAGUACCAACUUUGCUGCAAUCUACAGCCACCACAGUGGAGAUUUUACCUCUUACCAAAACUUUGCUUUCCCCUUCAACUUCAGCUACAGCGACUAUGAUUUGCCCUUGGACGCAGACGAUGAUGUGACCAAGACCCGCACUUUCUUUGCUGCUAGGAUUGUCAUUGGCAUGGCACUGGUGGGUAUUAUGUUGGUCUGUGGCAUUGGCAACUUCGUCUUCAUUGCGGCCCUGGCCCGCUAUAAGAAGCUCCGCAACCUCACAAACCUUCUCAUUGCAAACCUGGCCAUCUCUGACUUCCUCGUGGCCAUCGUCUGCUGCCCCUUCGAGAUGGACUACUAUGUAGUGCGGCAGCUCUCUUGGGAACAUGGCCACAUGCUUUGUGCCUCUGUCAACUACUUGCGCACUGUCUCUCUCUACGUCUCUACGAAUGCCCUCCUGGCUAUUGCUGUAGAUAGGUACCUUGCCAUCGUUCAUCCACUGAAACCUAGGAUGAAUUAUCAAACUGCAACCUUCCUUAUCGCUGUGGUGUGGGUUGUCUCUUUAAUUGUGGCCAUCCCUUCUGCAUAUUUUGCAACUGAGACGGUACUAGUCAUGAUAAAAAACCAAAAGAAAAUUUUCUGCGGCCAGAUUUGGCCAGUGGACCAGCAAAUAUAUUACAAAUCCUAUUUCCUGUUUAUCUUUGGUAUUGAGUUUGUUGGGCCUGUCCUCACCAUGACUCUCUGCUAUGCCCGCAUCUCACAGGAGCUUUGGUUUAAAACUGUCCCAGGCUUUCAAACAGAACAAAUCAGGAAGAGGCUUUGCUGCAGAAGGAAAACCGUGUUGGUCCUCAUGUGCAUCCUGACUGCCUAUGUCCUCUGCUGGGCACCUUUCUAUGGCUUCACAAUUGUCCGUGACUUCUUCCCGACUGUGUUUGUGAAGGAGAAGCACUACCUGACAGCCUUUUACAUAGUCGAGUGCAUUGCCAUGAGUAACAGCAUGAUAAACACCAUGUGCUUUGUAACGGUGAAGAACAACACCAUCAAGUACUUCAAGAAGAUCAUGCUUCUCAGAUGGAGAUCUACCUACCAUGGGUCCAAGUCGAGCAUUGAUAUGGACAUCAGAACAAGUGCCAUGCCUGUCACAGAAGAGGUGGACUGCAUUAGGCUAAAGUGAAGUCCUGCCAUGUGUCU
Pogona vitticeps (central bearded dragon) is the source of this 1807-nucleotide messenger RNA. Lineage: Eukaryota; Metazoa; Chordata; Lepidosauria; Squamata; Agamidae. The record is from RefSeq and is a predicted model, not a curated record.